Messenger RNA from Humulus lupulus (European hop), 1680 nucleotides. RefSeq lists its product as uncharacterized. The transcript has a single exon. Lineage: Eukaryota; Viridiplantae; Streptophyta; Magnoliopsida; Rosales; Cannabaceae. The record is from RefSeq and is a predicted model, not a curated record. Bases 1 to 1680 code for a protein of 559 amino acids.
AUGGAUGCUAAGCAAGGAGCUCAACAGGGAACCGCUCAAAGGUCAGCAAAUCAAGCAGGAGUUGCUCAAGAGAGAGUAGCUCAAGAGAGGGUAGUUCAAGGGGGAGUAGCUGCCAAUAAUGGGGAAAAUGCAAUGAUUAUGGCUGAUGACAAAGAUCAUGCUAAUAGGCAAUAUGCUCUCCCCCUCUCCAAUGAGCUCAAUCUGGGCAUCGUUAGACCAGAAAUCCAGGCUACACAGUUUGAGUUGAAGCCCGUUAUGUUCCAAAUGCUUCAAACUGUGGGGCAAUUCAGUGGCAUGCCAACAGAGGAUCCUCACCUUCAUCUUCGAUUGUUCAUUGAAUUGAGUGAUUCAUUCAAGCUUCCCGGAGUUAUAGAAUAUGCCUUGAGACUGAAGUUGUUCCCAUACUCCUUGAGAGAUAGAGCGAGAGCUUGGUUGAACUCUUUGCCAUCUGAUUCUGUGACUACUUGGCAAGAGUUGGCUGAGCGGUUUUUGAUAAAGUACUUCCCUCCCACUAAGAAUGCCAAGCUAGACAAUGAGAUUACUUCAUUUCAGAAACUUGAUGAAGAAUAUUUAUAUGAGGCAUGGAAGCGAUUUAAGGAGUUGUUGCGCAAAUGCCCUCACCAUGACAUUCCACAUUGCAUCCAGAUAGAGACCUUCUAUAACAGUCUCAACACUCAUACUAGAAUGGUGGUUGAUGCUUCAGCGAACGAGGCUUUUCGUGAUAAGUCCUAUAAUAAGGCAUAUGAAAUCCUUGAGAUAAUAUCCAACAAUAACUAUCAGUGGCCCACUUCUAGAUUGUCUACAGGUAGAAAGGUGUCUGGUAUUCAUGAUGUAGAUGCCAUCACUUCUUUGGCAGCCCAAGUGUCCUCUAUUUCUAAUAUGCUCAAGACAAUGAAUAUGGGGAUGAAUCAAUCAAUGGGGAAGCCUAUGGCGACACAAAUGGGGCAAAUGGAAAGCAUUUCUUGUGUGUAUUGUGGUGAGGGUCAUACUUUUGAGAACUGUCCUUCCAAUCCAGCAGUUGUGUGUUACAUGGGGAACCAAAAUAGGAAUGGUCCUUAUUCUAACAACCCAUCAUGGAGACAACAUCCCAAUUUUUCAUGGAGUAAUCAAGGGGCUGGCCCUAGCAAUUCUUCUAUGCCUCCAAGACUAAAUUUCCCACUAGGUUAUCCCCCACAAGCACCACAACAAAGGCCUCAACAACAAGCAAUGCAAUCUAGCUCUCUUGAGGAUAUGUUGAAGGAGUAUAUAGUGAAGAAUGAAGCCAUGAUCCAAAGCCAAGCAGCAUCAUUGAGAAACUUGGAGAUUCAAGUUGGACAACUUGCUAAUGAGAUGGGUAGUCGACCCCAAGGUUCAUUGCCAAGUGACACCAUAAAUCCAAGACGAGAAGGUAAAGAGGAGUGCAAAGCAAUCAAUUUGAGAAGUGGAAAGGAGUUGAAGAAUAACAAGACAAAUUCAGGGCAUGAGGGUGAGCCCUCUUCAAUCCAAAUAAAUGAGGAAACUAAAAAAGAUGCUGAAAUUCCUAUUGUACAAAAAAUUGCCUCUACCCAAAAUGCUGCAGGAAUGUCACAACAUAGUCGCCCAAACAACUCAAUUUCAAAGCAGCCACCUCCAUUUCCCCAACGGUUUGAUAAGCAAAAGCAAGAUGCUCAAUUCAAGAAAUUUCUAGAUAUUUUGAAGUAG